Messenger RNA from Diprion similis, 1738 nucleotides. It is a transcript of the gene Eb1, whose product is annotated as microtubule-associated protein RP/EB family member 1. The transcript is spliced from 8 exons. Lineage: Eukaryota; Metazoa; Arthropoda; Insecta; Hymenoptera; Diprionidae. The coding region runs from base 324 to 1160 and encodes 278 amino acids. Gene Ontology annotation, molecular function: microtubule plus-end binding. Gene Ontology annotation, cellular component: cytoplasmic microtubule; microtubule plus-end; microtubule organizing center. Gene Ontology annotation, biological process: spindle assembly; protein localization to microtubule plus-end; regulation of microtubule polymerization or depolymerization. The record is from RefSeq and is a predicted model, not a curated record.
GCCAUUUGACAGUUGACAAAAAAAUUCCGGUAUCGCAUACCGCGCGCGUUUUCCUAGGUUUUGAGUAAAAAUAAACAAUAUAAAAGAAUAUCAGCGACUCAGAGGUGAAAUUUACGUCUUUUUAUAUAAAUUCAAGAACCCCUAACGUUAGUUUGUUCUCAAAAUUAGUGAUAUACUUGACGAUUGCCGCAAAAGAAACCGUUAGAAAUUUCCGUUUUAUACCCUACGCGUAUUUGAACAUCCGAGUGCACAUUUGUCAUCUCCGUGUGAACCACUCCCGUUGCGGGUUUACGAAGAAUUUUCUCAGAUCAAUAGUUGCUAGUAUGGCGGUGAACGUUUAUGCCACAAACGUUACAAGCGAUAACCUCAGUCGUCAUGACAUGCUGGCGUGGGUUAACGACUGCCUUUCGUCGUCGUUCAGCAAGAUAGAAGAAUUGUGCACGGGAGCAGCGUACUGCCAAUUUAUGGACAUGUUAUUUCCCGGCAGUGUACCCUUGAAACGUGUCAAGUUUAGGACUGUGUUGGAGCAUGAAUAUAUACAGAACUUCAAAAUACUUCAAGGUGGAUUCAAGAAAAUGAACGUCGAUAAGAUCGUCCCGAUUGAUAGGCUUGUGAAAGGCAGAUUCCAGGACAACUUUGAAUUUCUGCAGUGGUUCAAGAAAUUCUUUGACGCGAACUACUCGGGCUCUGAACCUUACGAUGCCCUAGCUAUGAGAGGAAAUGAACAAAUGGGUGGAGGUGGACAUAGUGCACCUCGAGGGUCUGGUUUGUUAAAACGCAAUACGCCCCGUGAAGCUCCAUCUAAGCCUGUUGGCAGAGCCGGUGAGGGGCCUCCAUCUCCCCUUCAAGCGCCUACUUCGAAGCCAGUAGGCAAAGCUAUGCCUAAAGUCCAACGUCCAGUAGCAAAACCUGCUGCUGUUGGUAAUCGUGGUGAUUCUGGAAAGAUUGAAGAGCUUAGUGCACAGUUGAUGGAGCUGAAACUGACCGUUGAUGGUUUAGAGAAGGAAAGGGAUUUCUACUUUGGUAAACUUCGAGAUAUUGAAGUUAUGUGUCAAGAUUGUGACAAUGGUGAACCACCGCAAAUCGUUCAGAAGAUCUUAGAUGUUCUUUAUGCAACUGAGGAUAAUGGGAAUGGCCAGGAGGACGAAGAGACCUAUUAGCAUCUCUUCUUGGUUAUGUUUCAUUUCCAUAGCAGGUCACUUACUUAAGGAUGGUUUUGCCCCGCCUGAAGAACAAGAUGGAGAUGUACUGGUACCCGGAGAUGAGGAGGAAUACUAGCCUUGUUUUUAAGAACAGAAUAUUGUUAAGUGAAAUGCGUUUUUGUUUAUCUAGUUUACGAGCCAGUACCGCUAUCCGUCGCGUCAGUACAUCACCCUGUAUAGCUGUUUAAGCGCUAAGCUGUGUCGAAAUGGCUUGUUAUUAAAUGUUUGUAUGUAUACUGAAUUUGAAUCGACAUCGUAUGCAUUUUCUCAUCUAGGUCUUAACGUUUAUGUUGAUAUACUGAUGUUCAAUACAAAUUUCACUUAUUCGCCCGAAUAUUGUUAAAAAUAGUUAAAGUAAUGUUUCAAUUCUAGUUAAUUUUUUUUUAACCAGAAAUAUAUGCUAAUCACAUCGAUCAUCUUUGCCUUGAGUUAUUUCAUUAUAAAUCAGACUGAGAAUGAUUCAGUUUCGAACAAAAAUGGUCACUUUUCUGAGUUCUGUAUAUAGGUACAUGUAAUACGCAUCUAGGAUUAUAUUU